ACAAAAGUUGUAUUCAAAUGUUUAUUUGAUACCCGAGGGACACAUUUCACUUUACGUCUGGCAAGUAGAGGUUCUAGAGAUUUUACAUAUGCUUUUGUUGACGGGAAAUUAUUUUUUGUUGUUGUUGGUGAAGCUGGGUGUCUCGGGGGAUAACGUGGAGAUUGAGAAACACUGUGAGAUGGGCCGUAAACUGUUGGAAUCUGGUCAACUUGCUGGGGCCCUGUCCCACUACCACUCUGCAGUGGGAUCAAUUUCCUCCUGCAAUGAAAUGGUUCAUAUCAAGAUCCAAUAUCUCUACCUGACCUACUAUGAGCGGGCAGCUGUGUUUCUGGCAAUGGGGAAGUCCAAGUCAGCCCUGUCGGACCUGACCAGAGCUAUCCGACUCAAACCAGAUGACCUCAUUGCCAGACUGCAGAUGGGGAAUAUCUUCCUAAAGAUGGGCAACACCCAGAAGGCCCGGGAGAACUUUCAGGCUGUGCUGCAGCGCUCCCCUGACCAGGAUGAGGCGCGGCACCAGCUGAUGAGGGCCAACGAGCUGGAGGAGCUGCAGGAAAAGGCCCACGCGACCCACCACAGAAGAGACUACAGGACCACCAUCAAUGUGUUGGAUUGGGUUUUAGUGCUGUCCCCCUGGGACCCUGAGUCUCUGGAGCUCCGGGCUGAAUGCUACAUCCACCUGGGAAACACCAGGAAGGCCAUCCAGGACCUGACUCCCACCGCCUGGCUGAGGAAUGACAACCGUGCUGCCUUCCUCAAGCUCAGUACCCUGCACUAUAGCCUGGGGGAGAACAAGAAGUCAAUAGCUCACGUCCGGGAGUGUCUGAAGCUGAACCAGGAUGACAAGAAGUGUUUGUCCCACUUCAAACAGGUGAAGAAGCUCAUCAAGCAGCUGGACUCUGCCGAGGAGCAUAUCAAGGAGGAGAGUUAUCAAAUGGCCAUAUCCAACUAUGAGUCAGUGAUGAAGACAGAACCUAAUGUCCCCUACUACACCAAUAAGGCAAAAGAGAGGAUCUGCUUCUGCCUGGUCAAGGAAAAGAUGGCUGCUAAGGCAAUAGACAUCUGCUCUGAUGCCCACCAGAGAGAUCCACGCAACAUCAACAUCCUUCGAGACAGAGCUGAGGCCUUCAUCCUCAACCGGGACUACGGUGAAGCGGUGGAAGACUACGAGGAAGCGAUGGAGUUUGACAUGGAGAACAAUGAGAUCAGGGAUGGUUUAAAGCGAGCCCAGGAGCUGCUCAAGUUCACCCCAAAGAAAGACUAUUAUAAGAUCCUAGGUGUCGAAAGGAGUGCCAACAAAGAGGAAAUAAUCCAUGCAUACAGGCAGCAGGCCAAAAAGUGGCAUCCUGACAAGUACAGAGUGGAUUGUGAGAGGAGAAAGACAUGGAAAAGGUUCAUUGACAUCACCUCUGCAAAAAAGGUGCUCACCGACCCAGAAAUGCGGAAGAAGUUUGACUCGGACGUUUGAUCCCUGGACCCACCUCUCUUCAGGACCUGGGGACUGUGAAGAGGCCUCUGAUUGCAUGUCUUCUGUUGUACUGAGUGUCCGACCUGUGGACCAACGGCUUAAACAGACAGUUUGGUACAUUUUAACGCAUCAACACCUCAACACAAAGACCAAUAGUUGCGAUACAGUCAAUCUCUCCUCAACUUUGAGCCUGGAGAGACUGACAUGCGAACCACUGACAUUUGCCCUCUGUGUACAUCGAAGUGCAAUACGUACCGCUCUGUUCUGGACCAACUGGAAUUUUUCACCAGAGUGGUCAAAGACACAAAGUCCUGUAUAGGUGUGCUGUUCAGUCCUCCCAUCUAGACCCAGGCUGUUCAUGCUGUCAUUACAUUCCUCAAACGACCCAUGUUGUUGUUCUUUAGGAUGUUGGUCUGCUACUUUUGCUUUGUGGUUGUGCCAUUUUCUUCCGCCUCAUUCUUCCUCGAAGGGCUUGUUUUGGUAGCAGCAUAGCAUGUUUUGGUUUUUGCUCUGCUAGAAGAGCCCGGGUGCUGAACUGUUUCUCCAUUUAUUUAAUAACGCUAGGCCAAGCUCAAGUCGCAUAAAAGCAGAUUCAGAAUGACACCCAAGCUAUUCAAACAGAUUAUAAUCAGAGAUGCUUUCAGAAUGUUUUAUACGAGAUGUUUGUUCUCUUCACCACACAAACAAUAUUAAGUGUCUGUUCUGUUUGUUAUAUUUCUAUCUGCGAAGUUUUCAACGUUCUCCGCUGAUUAUACCCUUGAAUCUACUUAAUUGACACAACAGGUGUUGUGAAAUAUUUAGUGACUUAAUCCUUCCUGGUUGUGUAUCCAAUCACCAUAGAGAAUGAUAGAUGCCUCUAGUUGCCAAAAGGCAGUUUUAGCGUUGGCCAUUUGGGGACCAUUUUAAUGUAGUCAAAUGGGUGGGACUUUCAACUUCGUUGGCUGAACCCUUCCGAUGACCUGGUUGGAGUGGAAUCAAAUCAAAUGUUAUUGGUCACAUUCACAUGGUUAUCAGAUGUUAAUGUGAGUGUAGGGAAAUGCUAGUGCUUCUAGUUCCAACAGUGCAGUAAUAUCUAUCAAGUUAUCUAACAAUUCCCC
This is a messenger RNA of Oncorhynchus gorbuscha (pink salmon), 2562 nucleotides long. Its product is annotated as dnaJ homolog subfamily C member 3-like. Gene Ontology annotation, cellular component: endoplasmic reticulum. NCBI's taxonomy places the organism in Eukaryota, Metazoa, Chordata, Actinopteri, Salmoniformes, Salmonidae. Gene Ontology annotation, biological process: protein folding in endoplasmic reticulum. The transcript is spliced from 13 exons. Gene Ontology annotation, molecular function: misfolded protein binding; protein-folding chaperone binding. The record is from RefSeq and is a predicted model, not a curated record. The coding region runs from base 89 to 1465 and encodes 458 amino acids.